AUGAGAUUGGAAAUGUUAGAUUUCGCUUUGCACGAGAUUACGGGAAAAUAUCGAAGAGCCAUUGAUACGAAACUCGGGGUGGCAAGUAUCGUUUUCGCGCAUAUUUUGGUUUGCUGCAUUAUUGAAGUGUGUUGCUUUGCGGCAUUGGAGCCAUCCGAGACUCGAACCAGCCUUUCCUUGGCCGAUACGCAAAAAAUCCUCAACUUCACCAUCACACCCUCUACGUACUAUUAUGGAGCCGCUUUUUCGUACCCGGGCCCGAACGGGGUUGAAAUCUACGAUUGGAAGAUGAUCAUCGCCACUGGGAUCGGGCUAGCCGUUUAUGGGGCUAUGUACCUGGGGGCUUGUGUUAUUGGCAUUAGACUGUAUCUAUAUGCGAUAUCCCCCUUCUUAUGGGAAUUCAUCCCUGGAUUUGUGGUGCUACUUGGCGGUCUAUUUGGUGUUCCACACAAUUGGGGCUUAUGCGCAACGGUGUUUAUGGCCGGCUACUCGACAAGUGAUGCGGUUUUGUCGCUUUUGUUGUUCAAAGCUUAUCGCCGUCGCAUGGCCGAUAUAUUGCUGCGCGGAAACUGUCUGGGACGUCGACAACGAUUUGUCACCAACUGUAUUUGUAUG
Mesorhabditis spiculigera is the source of this 615-nucleotide messenger RNA. NCBI's taxonomy places the organism in Eukaryota, Metazoa, Nematoda, Chromadorea, Rhabditida, Rhabditidae. The record is from the annotation of a GenBank genome assembly.